Carica papaya (papaya) is the source of this 1980-nucleotide messenger RNA. RefSeq names its product laccase-17-like. Gene Ontology annotation, molecular function: copper ion binding; hydroquinone:oxygen oxidoreductase activity. Gene Ontology annotation, biological process: lignin catabolic process. Gene Ontology annotation, cellular component: apoplast. NCBI's taxonomy places the organism in Eukaryota, Viridiplantae, Streptophyta, Magnoliopsida, Brassicales, Caricaceae. The record is from RefSeq and is a predicted model, not a curated record.
UAAGAUAAGUAGUUAAUUAAGUAUCAGAAAGAGAACAUUGAGGAAAAAUGGGAGCUUUUCUUCUUCUGCCAAAAGCAUUUAUGGGAGCUUUUCUACUCUCAUUUAUCAGCAUAUGCAGUCUUCUUCCACAGUCUGCAGUUGGGAUCACCAGGCAUUAUAAGUUUGAUAUCAAAUUGCAAAACGUGACGCGUCUCUGCCACACAAAGAACCUUGUAUCAGUAAAUGGCAAGUUCCCAGGACCUCGGAUUGUAGCAAGGGAGGGUGACCGUCUACUUAUUAAAGUUGUUAACCAUGUCCCAAAUAAUAUCUCCAUCCACUGGCAUGGGAUUCGUCAGCUUCGAUCAGGGUGGGCUGAUGGACCAGCUUAUGUGACUCAAUGUCCUAUACAAACUGGGCAAAGCUAUGUGUAUAACUACACUAUUGUUGGCCAAAGGGGAACUCUUUUCUGGCAUGCUCACAUUUCAUGGCUAAGAUCAACUGUUUAUGGUCCCUUGAUUAUUCUUCCCAAGCGCGGCGUUCCUUACCCAUUUCCGAAACCUCACAAGGAAGUUCCUAUGAUUUUUGGAGAGUGGUUCAAUCAAGAUACUGAAGCAAUUAUUAACCAGGCACUCCAGACAGGUGGGGGUCCAAAUGUAUCUGAUGCCUAUACCAUCAAUGGGCUACCAGGACCAUUGUAUAACUGUUCUGCUAAAGAUACAUUCAAGCUGAAAGUGAAUCCUGGUAAGACAUACCUUCUUCGCUUAAUCAACGCAGCACUCAACGAUGAACUCUUCUUCAGCAUAGCAAAUCACACGUUAAAAGUUGUUGAAGUCGAUGCUGUUUAUGUCAAACCAUUUGAAACCGAAACCAUUUUAAUUUCACCUGGACAAACCACAAAUGUAUUGCUCAAUACCAAACCUCACUUCCCAAACGCUACAUUCUUAAUGACUGCUAGACCAUAUGUGACAGGCCAAGGCACAUUUGAUAAUUCGACAGUUGCUGGUAUUCUGGAAUAUGGGUUCCCACUCAAUGGAAUUCACUCAAAAGAUCUAACUCUCUUUAAACCAAUUCUUCCUCCUCUAAACGACACCUCUUUCGCUACGAAUUUCACUAAAAAACUUCGUAGCUUGGCAAACAAGGAAUUCCCAGCAAAUGUUCCCCAGAAAAUCGAUAGACGAUUUUUCUUCACAGUUGGUCUAGGAACUAAUCCUUGUAAGAAGAAUAACACCUGCCAAGGACCUAAUGGAACCAUGUUUGCCGCCUCAGUUAACAAUGUGUCAUUUGCAAUGCCAACAACAGCUUUGCUUCAAGCUCAUUUCUUUGGACAAUCAAAGGGUGUUUAUACUCCUAAUUUUCCUAUAAGCCCAAUUAUUCCAUUUAAUUAUACAGGGACUCCACCAAAUAACACAAUGGUUAGUAAUGGAACAAAGUUGGUGGUACUGGAUUUUAACACUAGUGUGGAGCUAGUAAUGCAGGAUACAAGCAUACUUGGCGCAGAAAGUCACCCACUUCACCUCCAUGGUUUUAAUUUCUUUGUUGUUGGUCAAGGUUUUGGGAAUUUUGAUCCAAAUAAGGACCCUGCAAAGUUCAACCUGGUUGAUCCAGUUGAAAGAAACACCGUAGCAGUAUCCCCUGGUGGUUGGGUAGCAAUUCGAUUUUUGGCAGACAAUCCAGGGGCAUGGUUCAUGCAUUGUCACUUGGAAGUUCAUACUAGUUGGGGUCUGAAGAUGGCUUGGGUGGUCUUAGAUGGAAAAGAACCCAGCCAGAAACUACUGCCUCCGCCGCAUGAUCUUCCCAAAUGUUGAUCAUCACAUGAUUCUCUUCUUCUUGGCUUAAGUUCAUUUUGAUUCUCCGGCUUUUUAUUUUUUAUUUAUUUUUUUGUUUUUCCAACUUACUUCGAGUAGUUGUUCUUGUAAGAUGUGAGGGAAAAAAAGAGGGGAUGAUUUUUUUUUUCUUUCAAAGAUUAUUCUGUAAAGUUUAUGCUAAAAUAUCUUAAUAAUA